Molecule: messenger RNA, 9325 nt
Organism: Melitaea cinxia (Glanville fritillary)
Lineage: Eukaryota; Metazoa; Arthropoda; Insecta; Lepidoptera; Nymphalidae
Gene: jbug
Product: filamin-A
Exons: 54
Coding region: 309-8966 (2885 amino acids)
Biological process (GO): actin cytoskeleton organization
Molecular function (GO): actin filament binding
Source: RefSeq, a predicted model, not a curated record
CCAUUGCGUUGGGGCAGCCUUGUCAGUGCGGUGGGGGGACCUUCCGCCGCAACCUGCGCCUCCGUCACUCCUCAGAUAGUGCCUCGCCUGCGCAUACCGUGCGAUCGUACGCGCAUAGCUCUACGGACUGUUUAUAAAAUAUCGAUUCAAAGUUAUUUGUAUGUUAUAACAGUGACACUACGAUGAAGUGAUUGAAAUGACUGUUGUGAUAUUUCUAUUAGAAUAAGAUGCUGCAGAUUAGCAGUUUAAUAAUGACUGAAGUAAUGAAAAAGGGCUUGGAUAGCAUUUUUGGCAACUAACAUAACAACAUGGAUGGUGUUAGAGUCACACACCAGGGUGUGAAAGCCCACACUCCUGAAGGGUCUGCAGGUCGGAUCACACAAGCUGGUCUAGCAGCAAGGAGUCCAGAGGGUACCGCGGCGAAAGCCAUGGCAAUUAAGGGCCACGAAGACCUUUGGGUUGAAAUCCAAGCGAACACAUUCCGAAAUUGGGUCAACGAAAACUUAAAGCCUAUGAAUAUAAAGGUAAUUGACUUAGUAGAAGACUUACGAGAUGGAACGGUGUUGUGUUCUUUGGUAGAAGCGCUACAGGGAAGAAGGUUGAAAGGUUGGAGUUCAAAUCCUACCAAUCAGCAUCAUAAACUGGAAAACGUUACCACCGCUUUACAGGCCAUCGAAGACGAUGGCGUUAAGCUUGUUAAUAUAGGAAACGUGGAUAUCGUAAAUGGAAACUUAAAACUCAUUUUGGGACUUAUUUGGUCACUAAUCGUUCGCUACCAAAUCGGCAGGAGCAAAUUCCCACCCAGAAAACUCAUGCUCUCAUGGCUCCAGGCCGCGCUACCAGAAUGUCGUGUCGGGAACCUCACUACUGACUGGAAUAGCGGUGUACUUCUAUCUGCUCUCAUCGACUACUGCAAGCCUGGAAUCUUCCCUAAUUGGAAGGAACUUAAUCGACACGAAGCAAUCGAAAACUGUAGAAGAGCAAUGAAACUAGCACAUAGAGAACUGGAUGUGCCCAUGGUCUUAGAGCCCGAUUAUUUGGCAUCACCUUGGCUUGACGAGCUAUCCGGCAUGACGUAUUUAUCCUACUUUAUGAAACCAGAUGCUGCUGGCGUUAAAUCAACUUUAGAAUGGGUUAACUCUCGUCUUGAAAGGCCUAUUACAAAUUUUACGACGGAUUGGAACGACGGUCGGGUGGCUAACGAGCUGGUGAGAUCGAUGGGUGGCCCCGCACCGCCACCGAGCAGACUUCGCCGUGAUCCAGCAAAAUGGGAAGAAAACUGUCAAAUGGCUAUCGAUGCUGGGAAGAAAUUAGGUGUUCAACCAGUACUAUCUGCAAAGGAUAUGAGUCAAAGCGACGUCGAACAUUUGGGGGUAAUGGCCUGGGUCACUCAGUUCCGGAACGUACCACCACGGCCGCCCGUUCACGACAUGUUACGAGUCGCUCUUGAUUCCACCUCAGGAAGAGUCGGAGAACCAACCUACAUCAAAGUGGAAAGUAUAACGAAUGAAUUAUCAAUAUCAGAUGUAAAAGUAUCAAUUGGCAAUCCACUGGAACAAGAAUCAAGAUUAAAAUUAGAUUCAAAAGGCGCUGGGGAAUUUAUUCCUGAACAUGCAGGAAUGCAUGAAAUUAUUCUUACUGUGGAUGACAUCAGAGUGGACGGAAGAUAUUUCUUUAGAGUUCUACCUAGAUUGGUAUCGGUCCCACCACCAGGCAUGGCUCCUUGUGCAGCUGGAAGCAUUGUUGAAGUACUAGUCAGCGCCACAGGUGCUCCACGAAGGGAAGACGUAGAUGUUACAGCCCAUUCACCAAGUGGUCGCGCUGUGCCAUUGAGGGCGCGACAUCCUCCACCGUCAGCUCCAGGUACAACUGCCUCGAGUGCUACAUUUCAGCCAGAUGAACCGGGUGUUUGGACUAUAGCUAUAACUUAUAAGGGAGAACAUAUUCAGGGUGGACCAUUCACAUGUGAAGUGUUCGAUCCUGCUGGUGUUCGUCUUAGUUCAGGUGCAUUGGAAGGUGCUGAACCUCUAAAGCCACAUUCCUUUGAACUGGAUACAACAGGUUGUGGAGUUAAGGGUGAUCUGCAGUUAGACAUUGUUCAUGAUAAAAGAAGCGUUAUGUGUGCAUUAGAAAAACUGUCUCCAACAAAGUAUCGCGCCACAUUUAUGCCCAAAGCGGCUGGAAAACAUAGAUUAUACAUUUACUUUAACGGCUAUGAUGUUCACGGGUCUCCCCACGUGUUCAGAGUUGGAGCACGAUCUAAAAAACAUCGCGAAAGUGCUAGCCCUUCACCAGCUUUUGCAAGAAUAUCUAGUCCGGUGACUAGAUUGAGAUCCGAAAGUCCUCACAAUAAUUUCAAUUUAUACGAAACGAAUACAAAGCAUAGUACGAGCUCAAUAGAUCGCCGUGAGGAGAGGCGGAAUUCAACGGACUAUUACAAAUCUUCUUUCGGUUCGGAUAUAAAAGAAAAAUCCUACGAUGUCACCGAUUCGUAUUCCAACGCCAGGUUGAACAAACGAGAUAAUUACAGUACAACAUACGAUUCAGAGAGUUCACGGAAUAGAACGGCGAGUCCAAUAACUUCAAAACAUUUGGGCAACGGAUCACGGCUCGAUUUUACUAGAUCAAGCAGCCCAUAUAGAGCUAGCAGCCCAUACCGGGCUACAAGCCCGAUCGGUCGGACGAGCCCGCUAACGAGGAAAGAUAGUCCUUUGAACAGAACGGCCAGUCCAAUUAAUCGAGUCGGUAGUCCCAUCGAUCGAUACAGUCCCGUGACAACGACAAAGAGGGUGGUAGAAAAGCGGUCGAACUAUAAAAUGUACAGCUCAUACAGCGGGUCUCAAGACAAUCUUGACCAAAGUAGCCCACUGUCCUCGUUAGAAACUGAUAGAGUCAAAAGAUAUGGAAGUCCAAACACGGGAGAUCCGGGAGGAAAACCAUAUCGUUCAAGAAACGACUCUUGGGAUACUGUUGAGACGACUAGAAAAAUGUUUAGCAAUAAUAGUCUAGAUUCAACUGGCGAUCGGUACGGACAAAGCACACUGGACCGCGAAACGCAACGCAACACGCAACUAAACAAGUUCAGCGACUUCUCUCGCGACUCUUUCAACCGUCACCUCGAUCGGUUGGUCGACGAGCGUGAUUCAGAUACCUACACAAGUCGUCAAGAAAUUACAAAACGCGAAGUUCGAGAAAGCUCUUACGUGGUCCGAGACUCGUCAUACAGCAGCGUGGAGGAGAAGCACCAACAACAGCAGUCUUUUUUAUCCAAUAGGCCCCCCCGCGACCCGAACGGGGGGGCCCGCACUGAGACGGACGCCGCACACGCCCGUUUCAGACAAAUUCAAAGGGAUAACAUUAAAAGUGCAAGAGGAGUAGUUAUAAAGCCUACUUACAAAGGAAAUAUCGGCCAGCCUGUCGAAUUUAUAGUGGACGCGAGUUCUGCCGGUCCCGGUCAACUCGAGCUCGAAGUAUCCGGCGGUAAUGGAACCCUAGUGGCCAGUUCGGUUCGACCGCUCGGCGGCCACAAGUACAUCGCUGCCUUCACGCCUCGCGUGCUCCGGCCGCACUCUGUCCGUGUCACUUUUAAUGACCAACAUGUACCUGGAUCUCCGUGGAAGGUCGAGGUGAUGGCAGGGCCCGCGGGUGGUGGCGGUGGGGAGCCCACGAGGUUGAUCCCUGCGCGGGUGCCCGCCGUGUUCGAAAUUUCUACUUCACCUGGGGCUCCUACGUUUAGCAAAAACGAGGUCGGUGUAACAGUGACGGCGCCAUCGCGUCGCCCCGUGACAGCACGCGUUUUAGACGUAGUGGAACGUCCUGGCGUAUACCGUAUCGAGUUCACACCAGAGGAAGUCGGCACACAUUUAAUCGAUGUUUCCAUUGGUGAAGACAAAUUAGCGGCAGGUCCACUUGUCGCAAAAGUGUACGAUGCAAGCCUUAUCAAAGUAACGGAUAUCGGUAACGCGCUCGUGGGACAGCAGUGUCAGUUUAGAGUGGACGCCAGUGCUGCGGGUGAAGGGCAAUUAGAAAUUUCAAUCAAUGAGGGAGAAGUCCCCAAUCAUGUACAAGUAGUGGGUGGUGGUCGCUGUUUAGUUUUCUGGAGGCCUGAAACACCGACGCCUCAUCGAGUUGACAUUAAAUUCAACGGAGAACCAGUGCCAUUGUCACCUUUUGUCUUUCACGUAGCUCCGGCUCAAAGAGUUAUCAUUGACACUUCACAAAUCGAACUAAUUCAGGUUGGAGAAGUGGCAUCAUGUUCUGUACGAGUAGAAGGGUCUGGUGGUGGCGAGCUUACAGUUACUGUUCGAGGACCCCGCGGCGAAGUGCCAGUGCGCCUCACAGGAGAAGCUGUUUCCGGGCUAGUGGCGAGCUUUACUCCAAAGCACGUUGGCCCUCAUACACUCACAGCCAAUUAUAAUAACCAGCCUGUGCCGGGUACCCCAUUUGUAUGCAAGGCAUAUGACAGCAAACUUGUAAGUGUCAGUAGUGGUGCUUCUGCUCGCAUAGGAGUACCUGUGCAGCUUGGUGUUGAUGCAGCACAAGCUGGAGAGGGAAACCUCGAAAUCACAGUUGCCGCAAGAGGUCUAAAUAUUCCAACUCAAGUUCAUCCACAAGGUAAUGCUAGAUUCACCGUGUCAUUUACUCCAACUGAGGCCUGUGAGCACAUUGUGAAUGUGUCCUUUAAUAAAAUGCGUGUCCCUGGUUGCCCACUUAUAAUUGACGUAUCAGAAGGUGGAGGUAGCGGUGCAAGAGUAACUUUACCAGGACCUGUACCUCUUCACCAACCUGCAUCAUUAACACUCCACCACCCAUCUGCCACACUGGAUCAAAUAGAAGUCAACGUUGAAGGUCCGAACGGAGCCUCAGUGCCGGCAGCGGUUGCGGCAGCCGGUGCGGGCACCUUUCGGGCUGAGUUCGUGCCCCGCGCUGUUGGAGAGCACCGACUAAACGUGCUCAUCGACUCCUUACCUAUACCUGCUAGUCCGUUUCAUUUGAAGGUAUAUGAUGUGACGGCUAUAAGAGUCAAGGAUGUCGCACAUGGUACAGUUGGAAAGCCAGUCACCUUUCUAGUGGAAACAAUGGCGGCUGGGCCUGGCAACCUUGAAGUCACAGUGAACGGUGGUCGCGUUCCCACCGCCGCGGCAGCUCAAGGAGCUCACACGUACGCCAUAAGCUUCACACCGAGAGAUCCUCGACCCCACACUGUGGAACUGCGAUUUAACGGCGAUCAUGUACCCGGCAGCCCGUUUGUAUGUCACGUGUCAGCGCCUGCACGGGUGAUUGGCGCCGGGUCUGGGGAAUCCCCCGACAAAGUGUCAGUGGGCGAUGCGUACACAUUCAGCGUUGACUCUCCGACGUCACCGCACGUCGAAGUAUUAGGUCCAGCUCGACGACCUGUCUCCGUUCAGGUUUCGGCUGAAGAGACAGUUGGUGAAAACGAACCGAGUAAAAGAUACACAAUAUCUUUCGUACCAGUUGACGUAGGUGAUCAUAGCAUCGAAGUUCGCGCUGGGGCAAUGGGUGGUCAUGUCGAAGGUAGUCCCUUCUUAGUGAAGGCUUAUAGUGCAUCUCGAGUGUCUGUUACGGAUAUAUCUCCUGGAGUCGUGGGCAGACCAGUUUCUUUUACCAUCAAUGCUUCCCACGCAGGCGCUGGCAACUUAGAAAUCAUAGUUGCAGUGAAUGGAAGAAAUGUGCCAAACUAUGUCCAAAGUGAAGGAAAUGCUAGAUUCAAGGUGAACUUCAAGCCGACGGAAGCGGCCCCGCACACGCUGUCGGUGCGCUUCAACGGGCACGCGGUCCCCGGCUCGCCCUUCACGUGCGCCGUGUCCGCGCCCGCGGCGGCGGCCGACGCGCGCGCCGCCGGCCCCGGGCUCGCGUCCGCGCCGCGCGGCCAGCCCGCCGACAUACACCUCACUGGCUUCCAUACUGGAGAACCAACAAUAUACGUGACCGGUCCAGGCGGUAGUAGCGUCCGUACCCGAGUCACUCCAUCGGGGGAAGGCCGGUAUACAGGAACAUACACACCUGAAGCAGUAGGACGUCAUAGCGUCCAAGUACAAUGUGCCGGAAGACCUGUGCCAGGCUCGCCCUUCACUUGCAACGUGUAUGACGUACGGAGGGUUAGGGUUACGGGACUUGGGCCUGGAGAUUUAGAAGGAACUGUUGAAGGUCUAAACCUGGAUGAGAGCGCCGAUGAGGAGCGCGGUGUGGAAGUGGGCAAGCCUGUCACAUUCAGUGUAGAUGCCGCUGGAGCUGGGGAAGGUACACUUGAGCUGGUGGUGUCUACGCCGUCCACUACUGUUAAAGCUGAAGUGGUAGCAGUAGCCCGCGGUCUGUAUGACGUCACGUUCAUCCCGGUGUCACGCGAACCGCACCGAGUCUCUGUCACGUUUAACGAACAACCAGUUCCCGGCAGUCCCUUCGUGUGUCGUGUCAGUGAACCUCACACAUACGUACAAAUAGGUGGAAUGGCAUCAAUAGAAAUAGACGAAAGCCUGUCUGAUGUCGAAGUCAUAUCUCCUGCCGGUUCACGUAUAUUCGAAGCGCACCUCGAAGACACAGGUCUCCUGACGUUCCCCGCUAACCGCGUGGGGAGAUACCUCGUGAGGGGCUCUAGAGGACCCAUAGCUGAGGUGGAAGCCCUGGACGCGACGGCGGUUAAAGUGCUGUCUAUAGGAGAUGCGGUAGCUCAUCGACCGGCGAUUUUAACUGUGAGCACGGCGGGCGCGGGCGCGGGGCGUCUGUCGGCGCGCGUGUGGUGCGGCGGCGCGGCCGUGGCGCACUCGGUGCGGCGGCGCGGCGGGGCGCGCAUGGAGCUGGUGUGGCACCCGUCGCGCGCCGCCGCGCACCGCCUGGCGCUGCUGUGGAGCGGCGUGCCCGUGGCGCGCGAGCCGCUGCUCGUGGACGUGCUGCCGGCGCACCACGGACAGGAGGUAGCAGCAUCUGGACUAGGACUGUACCAGGCACAAGUAGGAAAAGUUGCAUCGUUCAGCAUAGACACGCUAGGUCGGCCUGCGAGGGAAUUCGAUGUUGUCGUAUCUGGACCGGGAUCUAGAGCUCUACCAGUUAGGUGUUACCAGACAAAAUCUGGUUUAUUGCAAGCAGAAUACUCUAUUAACGAAGUUGGACAAAGCACAAUAGAAGUACUACACCUUUCGAAACCAGUCACCGGCAGCCCAUUUACUUGCGAAUCGUUCGAUCCAAACAAAGUUAUUAUAUCUGGUCUACCAACUGGUAAUAUCAUUGUCCAAACUCCCAUCAAUUUUACAGUUGACACGAAAGACGCCGGUGUUGGUGAAUUGGAAGUCAUUUGUGAAGCGAUGGGCGAAAAGCGCGUUCGGUUACCAAUUGACAUAAGAGAAGAUGGACACACGCAUAAAGUUCGCUUAAGACCCACAGUGCCUGCACACUAUCGCAUUUAUAUAACUUAUGGAGGAGCUCCGGUAGUAGGCAGUCCGAUUUCUCUCGGUGUUCUUAGCGGAAAAGCAAGUAUCGCAGCGCGUUGUUCCGGUACAGGGCUCGCGCAUGCGCACGUUGGGAAAGAGGCUGCUUUCACAAUACAUUGUGUGGAAGACGCAGCUCCCACUGUACAGGUUGAAAAGUUAACAGAUAGCAAGGAAGAAAAUACAGAUUCUGGAUUGCUGGAAUGCCGUGUGAUAGCAGGCGCGCCGAAGGAAUGGCUCUGCGCAUACAUCCCUCUAGUUGUGGGCUUGUAUGAAGUUCGGAUAUUCUCAUCAUCGGGACCUUUACCUGGAAGUCCAUUUUCUGUAAAGGUAAUCGACACAUCAGCAAUAGUUGCUGUGGGAGGAUGGGGCACUGACAACUCCGGCCGUGUGAGGGCGCCUUCUAAACUAGUCCUGGACACUAGUAAUGCGGGCCCUGGAACACUAGAGUGCUUACUAGCUGGCAGGCAUCAGCGCGUCGAGACGGUGUCAGGACGAGCAGUAGUCACACUAACAGCACCCGAAGGAGUUAGUGGGGAACAAGAACUGGAACUGACAUACAAUGGCGCGCUGGUAGCGGGGGCCCCAAGAAGAGCCCUCGUAGCGUCCGGGAACACCGCGGACAGAGUUACACUAGCUGGAAGGGGCUUGGCUCAUGCCGCUCCACAUACACCAGCUGUUUUUACUAUUGACGGGAGUGCGGCGGGCCCGGGCGCGCCCGAGGCGACGCUGAUGGCGGCGGAGGGCGAGGCGGUGCCGGUGGCGCUGGCGGCGGCCGGGCCGGGCCUGUGGCGCGCCUCCUACACGCCGCGCCGCGCCGGCGACCACCAGCUGCGCGUGCUGUGGGCCGGCCGGCUCGUCAAAGGCUGUCCUUUGACAGUCAAAGUAGUUGCCGGCUCAGAGAGCGGAGACGCGUCACGUGUGGUGUGCUCCGGGGCCGGACUGGCGGGCGGGGUCGUGGGCAGAGAGAUACGCUCCUGGAUAGACACCCGGCGAGCUGGGCCCGGGGAACUGACGGCGCACUGCACGGGACCCAACAAGGUGGCGUACUGCGAGCUGUACGAGCACGGCGACGGCACGUUCACGCUGAACGUGAAGCCGGCGGAGGCGGGCCGCCACGUGCUCAGCGUGCAGUUCGCGGGCGACCACGUGCCCGGCUCGCCCUUCGUGCUCAAGGUCGCCGGCGCGCCGGACCCUUCUAAAGUUCGAGUGUACGGUCCAGGAGUCGAACCGGGUGUACUAGCAACAUUCCAGUCCCGAUUCCUCUGCGACACGCGCGGCGCGGGCGCCGGCCAGCUGACCGUGCGCGUCCGCGGGCCCAAGGGAGCCUUCCGCGUUGAAAUGCGACGCGAGAGCCAAAAGGACCGCACUAUAUUAUGCAAGUUUUCACCCACCGAGCCAGGCGAUUACCGAGUGGAGGUGAGAUGGGCGGGGCGACACGUCCCCGGCUCCCCCUUCCCCGUCAUGAUCUUCGACACCCAAGAAGAACUACGUCGUUACCUACAAGCCACCGCGACCCCCUAACAACCCACAUAACCCAUAAUGCACAAAACUUAGUGUUACCAACAUAAAAACUAAAAGCAUUUCCUUAACAAAGUGACGUUCAUAAAAUAAUUGGUGAAAAAAAAGUAAUUUUUGUAAUUAUUUAGUCAUAUUUUUGUUAAUCAUUUGUCUCAUUUAUGGUUUUUAUUUCCUUUUAUGUUUAUUCAGUGAUUCAAUUCGUGUACGAGUCAUGAAGAACUUUACGUCAUAGGUAAUUAGGUCUACGGUAAUACGAAAAAAUACUAACAUUUUGUAUUUUCAUAUUUAUGUCAAGUCAAAGACUAUUUAACUUUACAUUAUAUUAUUAUAAAUAUAUUCUACAUUAAUACAAGUGCCUUAAA